This is a messenger RNA of Eucalyptus grandis, 1220 nucleotides long. RefSeq lists its product as uncharacterized. Lineage: Eukaryota; Viridiplantae; Streptophyta; Magnoliopsida; Myrtales; Myrtaceae. The coding region runs from base 352 to 1062 and encodes 236 amino acids. The record is from RefSeq and is a predicted model, not a curated record. The transcript has 6 exons.
UAGCGAUUAGAUUACGUUUCUGUUCCUGUACUUCUCCCACGUGAGGUUCUUCUCUCUGUUUCAGCAGUUGCAGCAGUCCAUGGAGCAGAGCUAAGGUUUCCGCCUACAGGGAUGAAGAGGCGUGGAUCUCUUCGGCAAAUCCAUCGACGAUCACUCCGUUGGAGUUUCGCAGAAUCCCAGCAAUCGAGCUAGACGAGUUGCCUUCCACCCACGAGCAGUCGACGUUCAGCUUCAGAGCUUGGCUAUCUGGCGCUGUCCAGCUCACAGGCACUACAAGAGGUAUAUAUAGCAGAGAAGAAGGAGAAAACACCCAACGACGCAGAGAAGGAUAGCUCAGUGGUGGUCUGCAACAUGUUUCGCUUCUUCGAUCCAGAAGACGACGCUGUGGAGGUGAAAUUGACUUUGCCUUUGCUGAGGGAAGAAUGGAAAGACCAUGUUAUUUUCAAUGGCCCUGCCAUCAAUGAGAUGAAUGGACGGCACAACACCAAGAACAACAAAAAUCGUGUCAAGAAGAUGGAUCUUAGCCAUCUUAGGGCUACUAUAACACGGGCCAAGCAACUGACCACACAAGGCUUUCGAAGAUUUACAAGCUGGUACCUUUAUGCAGUAAAUAGGGUAUCCUCGGGCCAUAUAUGUCGGAUCAAGAACAUCUCGAGUGUUCCUUUUAUGUGUGUAGCAAAAUUUCAUGCGUACGAAUACGUUGUUCCGAGAGGUCAUAAUUAUGGCGUGACACAUAAAUGGAUGCUCUUCGACCCAAAAAAGAAAAUUAGGAGAUGGAUAUUCGGCCAUGAGUUAAUGCCCGGAGAUUAUAUUGACAUACCAUUGUUUCCCUUAUGGAGCGUUUCUGUAACCUACGUGCGUAUCCAUGUUUACCCGAAGAUAGCAGGAGAGUAUCCUUUUGAUAUGUAUGGAUUCGGCGAAGACGAAAUUGUCUAUCCCAACGGAGUUAAGGCUGUGGAUGUGGCAGGAUUCAUCAGCUCUGGGUGCGUGUAUUCGUCACGUGAAGUGUCACUCAAUUGGAAGGGCAAGGUGAUGUGUCACUCAAUUGGAAGGGCAAGGUGAUAAAAUCAGUUGUUUAUUGAUUUUAAGUAUCCGUGCUUUUACUAAGAUUGGAGAUUCUCGUCCUUGUUAAUUUCUCUAUUUGACUUCCUUUCGCCAUAGUCAAGCUGUGACUUUAUAUUUCUCAAUUAAAUAUAGUCUCUAUUUCUUCUCAACUCAAA